UUUGUGGAUUAAGGUUGACUCUUAACUUGUAAUAUUACUAGAUUUAUCACAACGUUCAAGUUAUUUUUUUUUAGGUAACGGCAUGUUGAGUAGAGCAGCUUUAUUUGACUGUACUGUAAUUUAAGAAACUGUUAUUGUGUGUUAUUGUCUCGUCACACAUUAUACACCCCAUUGGAACGAAACACAAAAAGAGACAACACGCUCGUUCGCAUUUGGGGACAUUUAUUGACAGUUCUAUUCAACUGUGACUCCCAUUACUACGGAGAAGACUGUGUCCAAGUUGCCAUUUGCAUAGUUCAUAAAAAUGACAAUACAUUUCUUCCGCAAAUAGCUGUACAAUAAGAAGGAGUAGCGCCGGAGGAGGAGGGGACGGGGGUUCACGGAGUGGUAAAGGCCAGUAAGGAUGGGCAGCAGGGGCCAAGUGACGGGUGGUCCUCGGUUCAAGCAUCUUUGAAACAUCUCAUCAUGAUUCGCUUAUUGGAACCAUUUUGGAAGUUUCCCAAGAUCCCGUGUUGUGCCUAACACAAGAGGACAUCAGGUUGUUUGGGACUAGUGUGUGCUGGGCGACGCGUGACCUUUGGCCUUCUAGACGAUUCCGUAUUUGGCCAGGUCACUCAGCUCCAUGUCGCCGAAGGCCUCCCAGGGACAGACCACCGUGAUGUCGGUGCCCAGACCUUCCAUGCCGGGGAUGUCGUCUCCGAAUCUGCGUGGACACACGGGCGUCACGUGACAGAUGAGAUGCUUCCGAGUUUAAAUAACAGCAAAGCUGCAGAGGCGUUCAUCGACUCCGCUGAAGUGGUGGUGAUUGGAUUCCUGGAGGGCGACGAGAGCCACGGCUACCGAGAACUUGCGUCGGCGGCGAAGCGCGUGGGUUCGGUCUCGGUGGCCAUUUGUCGUUCGAAAGAAGUGUGGGCCGACUACGGCGUUCGAUCAGACACCAUCGCUCUUUUCAGAAAGGCUGACGACCAUCGAGAGUACCUGGUGAUUGCCGAGGCCAAGAAGAUCGAGACCGACGGUCUCGCGAACUUUAUCGUGGUGAACGAGGUCCGAUACGUGACUGAAUACAACCGAGCGACGGCCGUGGGCCUCUUCAACUCCGACGUGAAGACGCACCUCCUGCUCUUUGCCGACAAGGGCCGCGAAGAAUUUCAGGAGCUCAAGGAGCAGCUGGGGGCUUUGGCUCCGGAGUUCACUGGCAAAUUCUUGUUCGUGCUCAUCAAUGGCGCCGAAGACGCCAACGUCCGCUCCUUGGGCUACUUUGGACUCAAAUCUACGGACCUGCCGCGCGUGGGCAUCUACGAUGGCGACUCGGACAUGAAGUGGCUGCUGCCCGCGGGAGACGUUUCGACGGAGCGUGUGCGAGACUUCUGCGACUCUUUCUUGCGAGGGGAACUGAAGGACGUGAAACAGGCCGGAGCAGAGACCAAAACGGAGCUCUAAUGCUGAUAAAAGAUGUAAUUGCGUGCUCGAGCUGUAAA
Phycodurus eques (leafy seadragon) is the source of this 1478-nucleotide messenger RNA. Its product is annotated as endoplasmic reticulum resident protein 27. Gene Ontology annotation, cellular component: endoplasmic reticulum. The transcript has 7 exons. The record is from RefSeq and is a predicted model, not a curated record. The coding region runs from base 739 to 1440 and encodes 233 amino acids. Lineage: Eukaryota; Metazoa; Chordata; Actinopteri; Syngnathiformes; Syngnathidae. Gene Ontology annotation, biological process: protein folding; response to endoplasmic reticulum stress.